GGCGUGCCGCUGGUCGUGCGCAGGCGCAGUGGCGCCCCAGGCAGUGGCCGUGCCAGUCGUCGUCAGUCGGUCGGAGCCGCCGCCUCGCUGGGAGCUGCGCGCUCCUCCGUCCCCUCCUCGCCGCCCUCCGACCGCAGCAGCCCCGCCGCCGCCGCCGCCGCCCCGCCACACCCGAGCCCUGCGCAGGCGCGAUGGUGGAUUAUCACACCGCUGGCCAGCAGACAUAUCAGUACGGGGGCAACGGGCCCGGCAUCGGCGACUACAUGGCUCAAGAGGACGACUGGGACCGCGACCUCCUCCUCGACCCGGCCUGGGAGAAGCAGCAGCGCAAGGCUGCACCAAACUGUUGGGCUCAAGAGAUGGGAGUCGUCAUCGCAGAGAGAGCACUUUGGUUGAGGGCAGGUGAAGGUGGCGAGCUGUUGAUUGCCAUCCCCCGCGGCGACCUUGUGGCGUCGUGUCUCUCCACCCCUCUCUGGGCUGAGGAGAACUAUUGUGAGCUGGACUAUUAUGACUCCCCCAGCGUCAACGCCCGGUGCCAGAAGAUUUGUGACCAGUGGGACUCGCUAGGAUCCUUGACCCACACCAGGAGGGAGGCAUUGGAGAAAACGGAAAAGCAGCUGGAGACCAUCGAUCAGCUCCACCUGGAAUAUGCCAAGAGGGCGGCGCCUUUCAACAACUGGAUGGAGAGCGCCAUGGAGGACCUGCAGGACAUGUUCAUCGUCCACACCAUCGAGGAGAUCGAGGGCUUGAUCGCCGCCCACGUCCAGUUCAAAUCCACCCUGCCUGAUGCUGACAAAGAACGCGAGGCCAUCCUAGGGAUCCAGAGCGAGGCACAGCGGAUCGCGGACUACAACAGUAUCAAGCUCUCUGGGAACAACCCCUACACUUCGGUCACUCCGCAGAUCAUCAACUCCAAGUGGGAGCGGGUCCAGCAGUUGGUGCCAAAGAGGGACCACGCCCUCCAGGACGAGCAGAGCAAGCAGCAGUCCAACGAGCACCUCCGCCGGCAGUUUGCCAGCCAGGCGAACAUUGUCGGGCCCUGGAUCCAGACCAAGAUGGAGGAGAUCGGGCGCAUCUCCAUCGAGAUGAACGGCACCCUGGAGGACCAGCUGAACCACCUCAAGCAGUACGAGCAAAGCAUCGUGGACUACAAGCCCAACAUCGACCUGCUGGAGCAGCAGCACCAACUCAUCCAAGAGGCCCUCAUUUUCGACAACAAGCACACCAACUACACCAUGGAGCACAUCCGUGUCGGAUGGGAGCAGCUCCUUACCACCAUUGCCCGCACCAUCAACGAAGUGGAGAACCAGAUCCUGACCCGGGACGCCAAAGGGAUCAGCCAGGAGCAGAUGCAGGAGUUCCGGGCCUCUUUCAACCACUUCGACAAGGUAAACCUGGGUCAUGUAUGGGGAUCGGGGGGAUGACAGACAGCAACAGGUAGUGGAGUCCCGCACUAGUAGAGUGUGAUGGUAUGCCGUUUUCCUUCCGCCAGCCUCCAUCUCUGCCUUUCUCCGCUUCCGUCCAGGAUAGUGCUAGAAUAGGGGUGUCUAACUGUGGCCCUCCAGAUGUUCAUGGACUAUGAUUCCCAUCAGCCCCUGCCAGCAUAAUGUUGUCCUUCCAGCAGCCUCCAUCUCUGCCUUUGUUUACCUCUGUCCAGGACAGAAAGUGCUAGAAUAGGGGUGUCUAACUCUGGCCCUCCAGAUGUUCAUGGACUAUGAUUCCCAUCAGCCUCUGCCAACAUAAUGUUGUCCUUCCACCAGCCUCCAUCUCUGCCUUUGUCUACCUCUGUCCAGGGCAAAAAGUGCUAGAAUAGGGUUUCAACUCUGGCCCUCCAGAUGUUCAUGGACUAUGAUUCCCAUCAGCCCCUGCCAGCAUAAUGUUGUCCUUCCACCAGCCUCCAUCUCUGCCUU
Messenger RNA from Sphaerodactylus townsendi, 1910 nucleotides. It is a transcript of the gene ACTN4, whose product is annotated as actinin alpha 4. The transcript is spliced from 9 exons. Gene Ontology annotation, biological process: actin cytoskeleton organization; muscle cell development. The coding region runs from base 192 to 1424 and encodes 410 amino acids. Gene Ontology annotation, cellular component: cortical actin cytoskeleton; Z disc; cell junction. The record is from RefSeq and is a predicted model, not a curated record. Gene Ontology annotation, molecular function: actin filament binding. Lineage: Eukaryota; Metazoa; Chordata; Lepidosauria; Squamata; Sphaerodactylidae.